Messenger RNA from Vombatus ursinus (common wombat), 3554 nucleotides. Its product is annotated as F-box/WD repeat-containing protein 2. Lineage: Eukaryota; Metazoa; Chordata; Mammalia; Diprotodontia; Vombatidae. The transcript is spliced from 7 exons. Gene Ontology annotation, molecular function: protein binding. The coding region runs from base 83 to 1447 and encodes 454 amino acids. The record is from RefSeq and is a predicted model, not a curated record.
CCGCGGGCGCCCAGGCGGCGUGUGUCCGUCCCGAGGCCCCGGGUCCCGGAGCGCGCCCUCAGGUAAAUUUUUCCAUAACCUUAUGGAGAGAAAGGACUUUGAGACAUGGCUUGAUAACAUUUCUGUUACAUUUCUUUCUCUGACGGACUUGCAGAAAAAUGAAAGUCUGGAUCACCUGAUUAGUCUGAGUGGAGCAAUCCAGCUCAGGCAUCUCUCCAAUAACCUAGAGACUCUGCUCAAGCGAGACUUCCUCAAACUUCUUCCCCUGGAACUCAGUUUUUAUUUGUUAAAAUGGCUCGAUCCUCAGACCUUACUCACAUGUUGCCUCGUCUCUAAGCAGUGGAAUAAGGUUAUAAGUGCCUGUACAGAGGUAUGGCAGACCGCCUGCAGAAACUUGGGCUGGCAGAUAGAUGAUUCCGUUCAGGAUGCUUUGCAUUGGAAGAAAGUUUAUUUGAAGGCAAUUUUGAGAAUGAAGCAAUUGAAGGACCAUGAAGCCUUUGAGACCUCAUCAUUAAUUGGACACAGUGCCAGAGUAUAUGCACUUUACUAUAAGGAUGGACUUCUCUGUACAGGGUCAGAUGACUUGUCUGCAAAACUCUGGGAUGUGAGCACAGGACAGUGCAUAUAUGGCAUCCAGACCCACACUUGUGCUGCUGUGAAGUUUGAUGAACAGAAGCUUGUGACAGGAUCCUUUGAUAACACAGUAGCCUGUUGGGAAUGGAGUUCAGGAGCCCGAACCCAGCACUUCCGAGGACACACAGGUGCAGUGUUCAGCGUGGACUACAAUGAUGAGCUUGAUCUCUUGGUGAGUGGUUCUGCUGACUUCACUGUGAAAGUAUGGGCCUUAUCAACGGGGACGUGCCUGAACACACUCACAGGACAUACUGAGUGGGUAACCAAGGUGGUUUUACAGAAGUGCAAGGUCAAGUCUCUGUUGCACAGCCCUGGAGAUCACAUUCUCCUCAGUGCCGACAAGUAUGAAAUCAAGAUUUGGCCGAUUGGAAGAGAAAUCAACUGCAAAUGCUUAAAAACAUUGUCUGUAUCUGAGGAUCGAAGUAUCUGUUUGCAGCCCAGACUCCAUUUUGAUGGCAAAUAUAUUGUAUGUAGUUCGGCCCUAGGACUUUAUCAGUGGGACUUUGCCAGCUAUGAUAUUCUCAGGGUUAUCAAGACUCCAGAGUUAGCCAAUUUGGCAUUACUUGGCUUUGGAGAUAUCUUUGCCCUGUUAUUUGACAACCGCUAUCUCUACAUCAUGGACUUAAGGACAGAGAACCUGAUCAGCCGCUGGCCUCUGCCUGAGUACAGGAAGUCAAAAAGGGGCUCAAGUUUCUUGGCAGGUGAAAUGUCAUGGCUGAAUGGACUAGAUGGGCAGAAUGACAUGGGUUUGGUUUUUGCCACCAGUAUGCCUGACCACAGUAUUCACUUGGUGUUAUGGAAGGAACAUGGUUGAAGAUAUGGACAACAGCUAAAAAAAAAUGACUUUGGGUGCUGAGGCCGCUGCUUCUGAUGCAGCCUCUGUGGGAGCUGAUUUUGCAUGAACCAAAGUUCACACCUAAUGGUAUCGUCAUGCAGUGCACAAUCAUUUAUUUUCCUGGGUGGGGAAUGAUGGGGGGGUGGGGAGAAAGGUGGGGGGAAAGGGAUUAUUUUAUUGACAUAAUGCAACGCAGCAUGCUAACAAUCUACACCAUUGAAACUCAUUUGUACUUAGUUAUGCUUGUCAUUAUAAAAGAACAAAUUUUGGGCCUAUCUUUCUUGACUGGACUAUUGGUUUAAAGCAAAGUAAGUUAAAUGGUUUACAAAUCUGCUAAUAAUUGAAUAUGAAAUCCCAGUGAGUGAUUAAAGAUUUUUUGCCCUGGUCUUUUUUUUUUUUUAAUUUGAGGUAGAAGCAGAGGUGUUUUAGAAUUCCUAAAUCACUAAAGGAAAGAACCUUCCUGAAAAUCUAGUAUAGACACAGAAAGGGAAAAGGAUGUUCUCCAUGUUAUUCCCAAAAGCUUCUCUUGCAUGGAGCUUGCAUUUUCUAGGACCCAUAGUUACAGAGACCACUGAUACCUGUGAUUUUCAUGAAGUCUCCAGAUAUUAUCAGUCCAUAUGAUAAUUUGUCAUCUUUUAUUAAAAUUAACUCAUGAAAAGUGAAUAAGCUGUUUUAACAUAUAGGAAGCAUUUAGGAAACAUUGGGAGAAAAGAGAAGAAAAACAAACUGACCGUUAUUUUUGGUUGGUUCCAGUUUUUAAAAUCUAACCCCUCACUCAUUCUGUUAUUUUAACAAGCAUAGCACUGUGUGCACUACGUUAUACUAAGGGCUGGGAAGGAUAGAAAGACAUGUAAGGCAUGGUUCCUGCCAUCAUAGAACCUAAGGUCUAGUAGUUUUAGGUAAGAUACAUACACAGAUAAAGAUAACUUAGAAUGUGGUAAGUACAUAAAAAGGAGUACAAAGUCUUGUGAAAUCAUAUGCGGGAGAGAUUGCUUCCAGCUAAGUGACUAGAGAGAGCUUCUUUGAGGUAGUAUUUAAACUGAUAAAACAUGAUUUAAGGUUGAUUUUGGACAGGAAAGAAAACAGUGUUGGGACCUAACUAAUAUCCUUGGUUUUGAGCUAAUCAUAAUUUUAGCUCUAACUUUUUCUUCUUCCUAUUGACCAUGUGAGAAAGCAUGUCCAUUUUGCAGUUUGGAAAAUUGUAAAUGCCACUGCCCUCAAACAUCUUCAUUCUAGUAGGAGGACUAAGGGGUAUGAAAUUAGAAUGCAGAUUAGGAUAUGAGAUGUUCAUGAGAAACAUGAAAUAAAUGCCCUUAGAGUUCACAAGAAGUAAGGUUUAGGCCGGGGCGGUUCAAGUUGUCACUCAUAGGAAAGGGGUGGUGUUUGAUCCAAGUCUUGAAGAUAGGUAGGAUUUUAACUGGUGGGGACUUGGGUGGGGUGCAAGAUGUGUUUAGUAAAUGGAGAAGGACGGGAAGCGAACACACUUAUCAGGCACCUCCUGUAUGCCAGGCACUGUGAUAAGCAUUUGACAAAUAUUUUUUCAUUUGAUUAUAUUUACAAAUAUUUAUUACAAAUAUUUACAAAUAUCAUUUGAUUGAAUGGGAUCUGUUUGAAUGGAGCAUAGGGCACUUGAAAGACAGUAGAGUGAGACAUAUUUGAAAAGAUAAUUUGAAGUCAAAUUGUGUAUUAUCUUUAAUGCCAAGUUAUAGAGGUUGAACUUAAGUGGAUAGGAUGAUAGAAAUUACUAAAGGGUUUUAAAAAAUUUUUUUUGUAAGAAAAUAAACAGAACUGUGAGUUAGGGUUACUCUGGGCUUCAGUGCAGAGGAGGGGAGACUAAUCAGGACCCUAUUCUAAUUGUCCAGAUAAUAGGUAAUGAGGACCUUGCUUAGAGUGGUGACAGUGGGAGCGUAGAGAAAGGAAUGUGUAGGAUCUCACAUGGGAAGAUGCAUUCUGGGCUUUUCCUACCAGAGUGCCAUAUUUGUAUGGUAGAGGCAACAGCCAUGUUUAUUGAGUAGGGGAGUUGCAUGGUCAGGCCUGCACUUAAAGGACUUUGGUAACUUGUAAGUAAUAAAGUUGGAUAAAACAA